This is a messenger RNA of Toxotes jaculatrix (banded archerfish), 2166 nucleotides long. It is a transcript of the gene eloa, whose product is annotated as elongin A. Gene Ontology annotation, biological process: transcription elongation by RNA polymerase II. Gene Ontology annotation, cellular component: elongin complex; nucleus. The record is from RefSeq and is a predicted model, not a curated record. The transcript is spliced from 12 exons. The coding region runs from base 24 to 2069 and encodes 681 amino acids. NCBI's taxonomy places the organism in Eukaryota, Metazoa, Chordata, Actinopteri, Toxotidae. Gene Ontology annotation, molecular function: protein binding.
GCGACAGGGUACCAGCAGUAAACAUGGCGGAGGAACUGCUGGAAACAGUGGACAGACUUCAGGCCCGGCUCCUGGAGAACCCGGAGCCUCGAAAGCUACUAAAGACCUUGAAAAGACUCGGAGAACUUCCCAUGACUGUGGACAUACUGGUGGAAACUGGAGUGGGGAAGACUGUGAACUCUUUCAGGAAACAUGAAAUGGCUGGAGAGGUGGCGAAAAGCCUCGUAGCCAAAUGGAAGAAACUGGUUCCUCAAUCUGCGGACAGGCCCAACAGCCACGCCAAAGAGGCCUCUCGGUCGCACACACACUCUCGCGGCCCAGAGGCAGGAGGUGGAGGAGGCCACAGACACGCCCGGGAGCCCUCCCCUGAGGAAGAGCCCUCCUGCAUGGAAGAGGAAGAGGAGGAAGAGGAGAGAGGCUACCACACCAACUACUCGCCUUCGCCUCCACAACACGAGCAGUACAGCCCCCCACAGGGAGGAGGCUACCGGAUAGACGAGUAUGAGAGCCCUGAGCCUGAACCUGAGCCCAGUCCUCCUCCUCCUCCCCCUCGCAAAGAAGUCCGCCACGCCAAACCAAGCAGAGAGCCCAGCAAGAACCACCACAGUGACCGACACAGGGACCGGGACGAGGAACGACGGCAACGCCACGCACAGACGAGUAGUGAUCGAGGAGGGGGAGGAGGAGGAGGAGGAGGAAGAGAAGGCAAUGAAGGAAAGAAGCGUGGUGCAGACAGAGAGAGGCAGCAGAGUCCAGUACUGAAACCUGCCAAACACAGCAGGAAGUCCACCACACAUGAGAGCAAGAGGGAAGAGAAGAAGAAAGGAGGAGAUGAUGGGCGAUCACGAGCACCAAAGGACUCUCCAUCCAAGGAGGAUGAAGAGGACUUUGAGACUCCCACCAUGUCCUUCGAGUCCUUCCUCACAUACGAUGCCCCAACGUCUGUGAAGAAGAAGAAGAAGCCAUCGUCGUCGUCACACAGUCGGCCGUCUCACUCCUCCUCCUCCACGUCGUCUUCCCAUCAUACACGCACCCCUCCGCUGCCUGCGACCCCCUCCUCCUCCUCCUCCUCUUCCUCCAAAGUGAGCAAGGCGAACGGCACUCAGAGUACCAAGAGGCCACAUUCAAGCUCCAGUUCAUCAGCUGCUGCGCCGGAAAAACGCAAAAGGGUGGUUGAGGCCGUUCCAACUCUUCCUGAAAUCCCUCUGCCAGCAAUUCAACCCAAUUACAGACCUCUGCCCUCCAUCGACGUCACGCCUCUGUCCCCGCAGAGACGUAAAGUUCCCGUCUACAACGAUGAGGAGGACGCCGGGUUCACAGGGAAGCGGUUCAACUCCAAGAUGGUGGUCUACUCAGGAUCGAAGACCUCUUACUUGCCCAAGAUGAUGACUCUGUACGAGCAGUGCAUCCGUGUGCUGCAGAACAACAUUGACUCCAUCGCUGAGGUGGGAGGAGUGCCAUUUGACAUCCUGGAACCGGUUCUGGAGCGAUGUACGCCAGAGCAGCUGUACCGUAUCGAGCAGAGCAACCAGUGUUUUACGGAGGAUUCUGAUGAGCUGUGGAUGCGUCACUGUAACCGGGACUUCAAGCGUGAGUCUCCUCAGGAGUACGAGUCGUGGAGGGAAAUGUACCUGAGGCUGCACGACGAGCGCGAGGAGCGGCUGAGGAUGCUCACCCAGAACAUCACCUCUGCACACGCCAACAAACCCAAAGGGCGGCAGGUUAAGAUGGCGUAUGUAAACUCUGUCGCCAAGCCGCCACGUGACGUUCGCCGCCGACAGGAGAAGUUCGGUACCACCAGUGGUUCGUCCACAGCCGCCUCCAGUGCAGCUGCAGCUCCCAUUAAAAUAAGGCCAGCUUCCAUGGACUACUCUGGGGAAUCCAGUCGCUCCUCUUCCUCCCAGCACAACCCUCUUGCCAGCUCGUCCCGCUCCUCAGCACCGAGUGGAGGAGGAGGAGGAGGAGGAGGAGGAGGACACGCUGCCCGGGACAAGCCACAGGUCAAAAAAAUCGCCCCCAUGAUGGCCAAAACUAUCAAAGCGUUCAAGAACAGAUUCUCCCGCCGAUAGUGUGAAAGAGACUGAAUGUAUUUUAUGAAUUCCAACUGUUUUUAAUUUAAGUUUAGCAAAAUUUUACUGGAGGCCCCUUCAUCUCUGCACACACACA